Messenger RNA from Leishmania mexicana MHOM/GT/2001/U1103, 1422 nucleotides. RefSeq names its product putative SET domain protein. Gene Ontology annotation, molecular function: protein binding. Bases 1 to 1422 code for a protein of 473 amino acids. The record is from RefSeq and is a predicted model, not a curated record. Lineage: Eukaryota; Euglenozoa; Kinetoplastea; Trypanosomatida; Trypanosomatidae. The transcript has a single exon.
AUGUCCAUCAGCCAGCGCGUUGCCGUCGUGCACGAUGCCGCCGCCACGCCUGAGCAGCUGGAUGCAUUUCAGCGCAUAUGCCCCAACACGUGUGAUUUCUUUUCUGUAAAGGAUGUUGCUCAGCUGCAGUACGUUGUGCAACACAUCUACGCGGCGGGUCCGCCCGUGUACGGGGCUGUGGCCAACCUCUGCACUGACGGGUCCGGCGGCGCCAACGGUGGUGUCACGUCCGCACUCGCCACUCUCUUCUUUCACCACGCAUCGCUGUCCUACACGGGGUGCCGUGCUGCGACACUCAACUAUCCGUUCGACGUGCUUCUCAUGAUGCUCUUCUACGCAGAUGUGCCGCUGCCGCCAUUUGCACUUAUCGAUUCUGUGGAGGCGGCGAGGCGCGCCGCGCACAGGCUGAAGGCCCCGGUACAGAUCCGCAAUACCUGCGGGCUGCUUGGACUCUAUCGCAGCUGCUGCACGGUUCAGGAUGCUAUGGAGGCGACCCUAAUACGCGCCCUUCAUGAGCAUGGAAAGAUCGUCGCGUGGGAGGUGAACGCGUCAAAGGAGCGUGCCGUGCGCGUGCUUGUCACUGGAGGCUCCGUGAAAGGGGCGGCGGCGGCCAUUCCUGUUGAGUCGUGCGCGGCGGCACCGUUGUGGGCCGCGCAUGCGGAAGAGGCCGCGCAGCGUUUGGGGGCGGCGGUCAGCCGGUACGUCCUGUACGACUGCGGCGUCGCGUCUUUAACGCUCAACACGUUGGAAGAGAAUCCGGACAAGUGGUGCUUCGAAGACCUUGUGCUGAAUCCUGCCUUACCUGACUUGGUGCUGGAGGAGGCCACGCCAAACUUGCUGUCGGCGGUGCCGACGGCUGCAGAGCUGGUCGCCUCGCUUCUGGCAGAGGCGCGAAAGUCCCACCCCGCUCCCGCUUAUGAAAUCAAACUGUACCAGGACUCUCGAAAAGGAUACCACCUUUGUGCCGCCAAAGCUCUUCGAAAAGGCGACGUGGUGUUCGAGGAUGAGUGCCGCAGCUUUGCAAUGGUGACUCGCCCGUACGUGGAGCGGCACUGGGAUGGCCCGCUCAAGAAGACCUUCACCGAGUACGCGUGGCCACUGGACUCCGAGGGCCACGUGUACGCCAUCUGGGAGGAGAACCCGCAGCGUUGGCGGCCCAUCAAUCAUUCGUGCGACCCGAACUGCAUCUUUGCCGCACCGCACUCCCUCAACGUCAUCGCGGCGCGCGAGAUUGCGGCUGGCGAGGACUUGAGCAUGGACUACGCCACCUUUUGCGACGGAACGAUGAAACCGUUCGAGUGCCUGUGCGGCGCGGCUUGCUGCCGUGGUAUGAUCAGCGUCGAUGCCUCCUCCCUCGCUAAGUACGGUGAGCAUUCGUGGCUGCGCAAGGCGCCAUCGGCGGUGAAGCCUCUUCUUCCUUGA